GUACCGCAUCGAACGCGCCAGAAAGAGACCGCGCCAUUUGUGCCCGGAGUUUCCAAACGACCCUGGCAAUUGUUAUAUAAUGUAGAUAAAACAGAUGUUUACAAGCAUACCAUUUAAUAAUGUAUUCAUUAUCUGUCAUGUGAUGAAAUGUUAAAAAAUAAUAAUGAUGGCGCAACAUUAUACAAUGUGAUUAAAGCUGCGGUUAUUUAUUUGCGUGAUCGCCUGAUAGAGAAUAAACAACUUCGGUGUUUGUUUUGAUAUUUCAAUAUUUUUGUCAUAGGCAUACCUAGUUCGGGGAAGGAGGGGUCCAGGGCAUGGCAGAUGCCAUCUGGGUUUAACACAAAUAAAUACAUUUAUAUAUUGUUAAAUCGUGAUGACUAAUCUGAAUAUAGCGGUCGUGGGUGGUGGAGUGGUGGGCUACACCGUCGCUAGAUUACUGCAGCAAGAAUUAAGAAAUGUUAACCUCACAUUAAUAGCUGAUCUCUUCGGUGAAGACACCACGAGCUGUGUCGCCGCCGGCAUCUUCCGCCCCGGUCCAAGCUUUGCUGGACCGAAUAAGCAAAUAACAAAGCAAUGGAUCGACGACUCUUGGUACUUCUUCGAGGAUAUAGUAAAAUCCAGCGAGGCGGCUCAAGCCGGGAUAAUGCGCCUUAGUGCUUACAUAUUCUCUAAACAAAAUUACCACACAACGCGAAAUCAUCUGAUCGAAGACAUCGUACCCGUGUACCGACCGGUUGAAAAGGACGAGCUCAAAAUCUGUGGCGAAGGCUGGAAGUACGGCUCGUAUUAUGAAACACUAAAAAUAGAAUGUGACAAAUACCUUCCAUGGACCGAAGGAAUCAUUAAACAAAACGGCGCGAAAAUUAUACAACGCAAAGUAGAUUCUCUUGCCUCGCUCACAGAAUACGAUUUAGUCUUCAAUUGCACUGGAAUGGGCGCGAAAUAUCUCUGCAACGACACCGAUUUAGUCGCCAUUCGUGGCCAAGUAAUCAAAGUGCGGGCGCCGUGGCUCAAAUACUCAGUAUACGGAGACUACGACACGUACGUCAUACCCGGCUUUAACGGCUUAGCAACAUUAGGAGGCGUGCGGCAGUAUGACAGCUACAACAUGAAUGUUUGUAAACACGACGCGGCGGCCAUAUUUGAGCGUUGUUGCGAGUUGGUGCCAUCGUUGAAGGAUGCGGAAAUCAUUGGGCAUAGAGUGGGACUGCGGCCGCAUAGAGUGCCGGUACGGGUGGAGCCGGAGUUGGUGGGCGGCGUGAAGGUGGUGCAUUGCUACGGACAUGGAGGUUACGGCGUCAUGUGUGCCCCGGGUACCGCCAUCACUGCAGUACAGAUCGCCACUGAGGUGCUCAGAACCAACUUUAAAAGCAAAAUGUGAUGAGUUACACAAGGGAUAAAAAAUCAGUUUUAGAUCGCAGUCAUAUAAUGAUUUUUUAUGUUUACGCUAAUGUUAGAUAUUAAAAUAAAACUA
Molecule: messenger RNA, 1474 nt
Organism: Manduca sexta (tobacco hornworm)
Lineage: Eukaryota; Metazoa; Arthropoda; Insecta; Lepidoptera; Sphingidae
Gene: Daao1
Product: D-aspartate oxidase
Exons: 3
Coding region: 374-1381 (335 amino acids)
Molecular function (GO): FAD binding; D-amino-acid oxidase activity
Source: RefSeq, a predicted model, not a curated record